CAAAGAAAGAGACAGAGGAGGAGAAAUGAGGGUGAGAGAUAGCAGCGUUGCAGUGAGAGUGAGCGAGCGAGCGCCCUGCCUGCCUUUGCAGCGAGUGUUUACUCCACUUUUCCUGAGAGCCGGUUAUCUUCCCUCUGCGUGAGUCAUGGAAGUGAUUUAGGUGAGUGGAGCGGCGCAGAGCGGCAAGCGAGAGCCACAGAUCUGUUUGUGUGUCUGCGCCGUGGGCAGGCGGUCUCAUUUUAUGAUCACGGAUCCAUGCCAGUCCACAGAAUCCUCCCACAAACAACAUACGACCUGACCACAUCAGCAGGCAGUGAGAGGCGUGAUCUCGAGGCUAAUGUGGAGUCAGUGGAGAAGAUGAGGUGUUUCAGGAAACGAUCCAUGUUCCCCUUCCUCGGCUUCCUCAUCACCUUUCUGCUAUUUUUUAACCUUUAUAUGGAUGAUGGAUAUGUGCUGGAGGCUGAAAAAAGACAGCUGGGAGAGACAUUGAUGCAUCCUGCAAACUCUGAAAGAUACGUACACACAUUCAGAGAUCUAUCCAAUUUCUCUGGGACUAUCAAUGUGACGUAUCGGUACCUUGCAGGAAUUCCUUUGCCACGUAAAAAGUAUCUGACCAUUGGCUUGUCAUCUGUCAAGAGGAAAAAGGGGAAUUAUCUUCUGGAGACGAUCAAGUCUAUCUUUGAUCAGUCUAGUUACGAGGAGCUCAAAGAGAUUGUGGUUGUGGUCCACCUGGCAGACUUUGACCUGGUUUGGUGUGAGAACCUGGUGCAGGAAAUCACCAGGAAGUUUGCUCACCACAUCAUAGCUGGACGCCUCCUGGUGAUUCACACUCCAGAGGAAUACUAUCCAUCUUUGGAUGGACUGAAAAGGAACUACAAUGACCCAGAGGACCGGGUCCGUUUCCGCUCUAAGCAGAACGUGGACUACGCCUUCCUCCUCAACUUCUGCACAAACCUCUCUCACUUCUACAUGAUGUUAGAGGAUGAUGUGCGCUGUUCCAGGAACUUCCUGACGGCGCUGAAGAAGGUGAUCACCUCCAGAGAAGGUUCCUACUGGGUGAUGCUGGAGUUCUCCAAGCUGGGAUACAUCGGGAAGCUGUACCACUCCAAAGACCUCCCUCGUCUGGCUCAUUUCCUCCUCAUGUUCUACCAGGAAAUGCCCUGCGACUGGCUCCUCAUCCACUUCAGGGGUCUGUUGGCCCAGAAAGACGUGAUCCGCUUCAAGCCCUCGCUGUUCCAGCACAUGGGCUACUACUCUUCUUACAAAGGAGCAGAGAACAAGCUGAAGGACGACGACUUUGAGGAAGACUCCAUAGACAUUCCUGACAACCCUCCUGCCAGCCUCUACACAAACAUCAAUGUCUUUGAAAACUAUGACGCCACCAAGGCUUACAGUAGUAUUGUUGAUGAAUAUUUCUGGGGGAAGCCUCCGUGCACUGGAGAUUUCUUUGUCUUAAUCUUUAAUAAAUCAACUAAAAUCAGCAGAAUUAAAAUUGUGACUGGCACAGAGGACAGACAAAAUGACAUUCUUCACCACGGAGCUCUUGAAGUUGGACAGAGGUCUGUGGAAACUAAACAGGGAAGGCAGUGUUCAUCCUACAUCACGUUAGGAGAGUUUAAAGGUGGAAGCAUUGAGGUUACCAAUGUGGACCACAAGAUUGGCUUUGACAUUGAGUGUGUACGAAUAGUCAUCACCGCCAGUCAAAAAGAGUGGCUCAUCAUAAGAACUAUCAGUUUAUGGACCACACAACCUGUAGGCCAGUUUAAAAAGUAACAGAAAACGUUUUUAAAUCAUCAUCUGUAUGUACAGUAUUAAUUUUGGAUGCUAUUGCUACAAGUUCAUUUUGGACUACUUCUGGGAUUCCAGCAAUCCAUAUUUUCUUGGGUUGUUCAGAGAUCUACUGUAUGUUUUCAACGUGAUGUAUUAAAAUGACCUGUACAAUAUGGAGCCUUUAUACCUAUGUUCAUUUUCCUAAACUGAAUGUCUCUGUAUACAAUUGUUCAUACUUGACUGCGAUCUUUUCUGUUCUAGUAAAAAAGGGCAUUGCACAGAUUCUAAACUUCAAACUGUUGAACUUGACUCUUGUAAAUGUGCUGUUUGUUUGUUUUUUUAGUUAAGACAUUUUUAUAGAUGUCUUAAAUAACUGCCCACAUUAUUUUGUAAAAUACACAAAUAAAGUGAAAUGAAUGAA
Messenger RNA from Larimichthys crocea (large yellow croaker), 2191 nucleotides. RefSeq names its product alpha-1,3-mannosyl-glycoprotein 4-beta-N-acetylglucosaminyltransferase C. Lineage: Eukaryota; Metazoa; Chordata; Actinopteri; Sciaenidae. The coding region runs from base 256 to 1773 and encodes 505 amino acids. The record is from RefSeq and is a predicted model, not a curated record. Gene Ontology annotation, biological process: protein N-linked glycosylation. Gene Ontology annotation, molecular function: acetylglucosaminyltransferase activity. The transcript has 5 exons.